AUGACAAUUGUGGUUAGUUGGUUGCAGAAUUGCUCUGCUUGUCUUUGGGUGGCCGCGUAUCAAAGGAAGUCCGCAACAUGCAGCAGCGUAAGUGGGGCUUCGCGCCUCGCGCAUAUUAAAGCCUGCACGGUUUCGAGAGACAGUGAACUUGACAGCUCGUCUCUUGUUCCUCCUCAGAUCUGCUUCAAUGAUCAGAGGGAUUCCUCGGGAGGCUGCAGGAUGACAGGGGUCAUCAAAGGCCACCUGGACCCUUUAAAAGCUGCGCGUAAGGCCUGGACUCGACAGAAAACGCGUAGCGCUGACAAGGAACACAUUCACGCGAUGAGACCACUUCCACUAGCUGUGCUGCUUGCUCUAGUGAGCCUGAGAUGCCUGGGAACCAAACAGCACAGCCAGCAAAGGGCGAGACAUCAUGCAGAGCAUGACAGUGAGCACCGGUACAGUGUUGGAGUGUAUCAUCCUCACAGAUACCCACUGUAUAUGAUGCAGCUGUACCGACACUACAAAUCAGUGGACACGAGGAAAACAGCUGCCCGUGUGAACGGUGAUGCUUUGCAUCAAACAGACUCCGUAGUGAGUUUGGUGGCCAAAGAGUGUCAUCAAAUCGGUGAGAGGUGGAAGGUCACUUUCGACAUGUCCUCCCUUUUCGGCAGACAAGAAAUCCGGCUUUCCGAACUCCGGUUCCGCGUGUCCUCCUUUUCCGCCACCGAGGUAGAGCUUUAUCACGCGCCGCAUAACAGCGCACCUGAAGAGCGGGUCUUCCUCGGCAGCAUCAAGGUCACACCGGGACUCUCCUCCUCUUCCUCCUCCUCCUCCUGGAAGGUGUUCAACGUAACUGCUCUCCUCACAUAUUGGCUGCAUCACGGGGGCGAAGAGCAGUUUCCUGUAACCGACAUAUUGAGCGCUGUAGAAGAGGGCAGCGGAAAUGAUGGAACCGAACCAUCUCCACGCCGCACAAUUCAACAUCUACCCACUGACCGAGUGAUGAUUGUAGUGUUUUUGAAGAGCUCGUUGACCCAGGGUCACCAGAGCAGGUCUACUUUAAUGCAAACAGUACAACACUCCAAAUACGUAGUUCUGGACCGACCCGGUAACGCAAGGCGACGCAAGAGGAACAGGAUGGACCCGGAACAUGUGCGGGAGGUGGUGGCGAGUGAAAACGUUACUGGGUCAUUCACAGAGUCCGUGCAAAGGCCGCUGUGCAGACGAGUGGACAUGUGGGUGGAUUUUGACCAGAUCGGGUGGAAUGAGUGGAUUGUGCAUCCGAAACGUUACAACGCGUACCGAUGUGAAGGAGAAUGCCCAGUUCCGUUAGAUGACUCCUUCAAGCCUACGAAUCACGCCUACAUGCAGAGUCUGCUGAAACUUUACCAUCCAGAGCGCGUUACCUGCACAUCCUGCGCGCCCACGCGCCUCAGCUCGCUCUCCAUGCUCUAUUACGAGGGCGAAGACGUAGUGUUGCGUCACCACGAAGACAUGAUCGUAGAAGAGUGCGGAUGCCAGUGAACCUGACCGGAUGCUCCUGGAUUAUGAAGACAAUUUUUUCACUUAC
Messenger RNA from Tachysurus vachellii, 1552 nucleotides. RefSeq names its product southpaw (gene spaw). Gene Ontology annotation, cellular component: extracellular region. Gene Ontology annotation, biological process: SMAD protein signal transduction; BMP signaling pathway. The coding region runs from base 1 to 1506 and encodes 501 amino acids. The record is from RefSeq and is a predicted model, not a curated record. Gene Ontology annotation, molecular function: growth factor activity; type I activin receptor binding; cytokine activity. The transcript is spliced from 3 exons. Lineage: Eukaryota; Metazoa; Chordata; Actinopteri; Siluriformes; Bagridae.